Cololabis saira (Pacific saury) is the source of this 5446-nucleotide messenger RNA. It is a transcript of the gene secisbp2l, whose product is annotated as SECIS binding protein 2-like. Lineage: Eukaryota; Metazoa; Chordata; Actinopteri; Beloniformes; Belonidae. Gene Ontology annotation, molecular function: ribonucleoprotein complex binding; mRNA 3'-UTR binding; selenocysteine insertion sequence binding. Gene Ontology annotation, biological process: selenocysteine incorporation. The transcript has 18 exons. The coding region runs from base 144 to 3437 and encodes 1097 amino acids. The record is from RefSeq and is a predicted model, not a curated record. Gene Ontology annotation, cellular component: ribonucleoprotein complex.
CUCGCUGACGCAGCGGGGCCGAGGGUCGCUGUCAGCCGUCACUGCCGUCACUGCUCUCCGUCCACCAUGGAGCAGCCACAGGGACUCUGGUCCUGACGUCCCCGCCGAGGUGGACGAGGAUCCGCGGCGGAGCCGGGACUGACAUGGACGCUGGCGACACCAAGGAUGUAAAGCUUUCACCUGAAGUUGAACCAUUCAUCCCACAGAGGAAAGGUCUUGAAGGACCCCUAAUCGGCAUGAGUCUCUCUGGAGAGCCCGGUGGCAGUGGAGGGGGCGGUGGAGGUAUAGGAGGAGUCAGUGGGGGGGUGGAAACCACACCCAUACCCAGCUACCUCAUCACCUGCUACCCUUUCGUUCAGGAGAACCAACCCAACAGGCAACAUCCUAUGUACAAUGGAGGGGAGCUGCGCUGGCAGCAGCCUAACCCAACCCCUGGUGGUCCGUACCUGGCCUACCCCAUCUUGUCGUCCCCCCAGCCUCCCGUGUCUAAUGACUACGCUUACUACCAGAUUAUGCCUGCUCCUUGCCCACCGGUGAUGGGCUUUUACCAGCCCUUCCCUGGUACUUAUGCAGGGCCAGUCCAAGCAGGAGUAGUCAAUCCAGUUUCAGCGGAGGUCAGUGAAAGACCUCUACCACUUGGGCCAGCAUAUGGAAUGGCCAGUCAGAGGGGGAGAGGCAUUGUCCGAUCUAAUGUUCUACCAAAGCCACAUUUGGGUAUUUGUCAACCUCCGAGGUGUCGUCGACCUCCAACCAGAAGUGUAGCUGUGCAGAAGGAGGUGUGCACCUUAGGACCCGAUGGUAGGGCCAAGACUGUGAUGUUGGUGGAUGCAGCACAGCAGACGGACUUCCCAGGUGAAGUGUCUGGUCGAUGUGCGACUGAGUGCGUUAGUCCAUUGCUGUGGAAAAACCGAACAAAGAGACGACGGGCUUCCCAUCCAGCUGAGGGCUACGAGCAGGGUGCCAGCGAGGCAGAUAUAGACAGUGAUAGUGGCUACUGCAGUCCUAAACACAACCAGGUGGCUGGCGGGACACAGCGAACAACAGAGAACACAGGAGCAACCAUGGGAGUGGAAACAGGUGUAAUCACAGGAAACUGGGUAAAUGUAGCAAAUCAGGCUACGCCAAAGAGUUGGGUGGACAGAAAUGGACAGUUCCACCGAAUGGAUCAGAGGAAGAACCCUGAACAGAGAAACUUCUCACAGGAUUUCCACAGUGGCUACCUGGGACGUAUGCCAUCCACGCAGUCCGAACAAAGGGUACAACCAGCAGCUAUCACUGGCAGCGAUCUCACUCCAGAGCCCCUCUACUUCAAGGAUGAAGAUGAGUUCCCAGAUUUGGCUACUGGAGGGUCUGUCCAGCGGAGCAACAAAGCAGAAUCUGCUUCCCCUCAGACACACAUACAACCUAAACUGGCCAAAAACCUGCUGGAUAACCUGCCAGAGAACUCUCCAAUCAACAUAGUGCAGACACCCAUUCCAAUUACUACCUCUGUUCCCAAGAGGGCCAAGAGCCAGAGGAAGAAGGCUCUGGCUGCUGCACUGGCCACUGCACAGGAGUACUCUGAAAUUAGCAUGGAGCAGAAAAAAUUACAGGAAGCAUUCACCAAAGCAGCGGGGAAGAAGAGUAAGACCUCUGUCGAGCUGGACCUAGGAGACAUGCUGGCAGCUUUGGAAAAACAGCAGCAGGCUAUGAAGGCCAGACAACUCAACAACACCAAGCCGCUGUCUUUAACAGUAGGAACAACCACUCCAUUCAACAGCUCAGGCUCCCCUAGUGUGCCGUCCAUGUUGAGGGGACAUCAGCAGCCGUACGCAGCCCCACAUAAUGCUCUUGAUUCUACUGCGCCCCGUGUCAAGAGAGGAAAAGAGAGGGAGAUCCCCAAAGUCAAACGCCCAACGGCUCUUAAAAAGAUUAUUUUGAAGGAACGAGAAGGAAAGAAAGGGAAGCCGAAUGUGGAGCAAGAUUCUGUGGGUCAUGAGGAGCAAGGGGAUGAGUGUCUACAUUUUACAGAUGAUCUUACACGACAACCCGCCUCCCAGGAAGAAAACGGUCUGAGUGUGCCCAGUGAUGCAUCCCUUUCUCCGGCCAGUCAGAACUCUCCAUACAGUAUCACCCCAGUUUCUCAGGGUUCUCCUGCCAGCUCUGGCAUUGGCAGUCCCAUGGCUUCAAAUGCCAUCACCAAGAUCCACAGCCGACGCUUCAGAGAGUACUGUAACCAAGUGCUUAGCAAGGAAAUCGACGAGAGCGUGACUCUGCUGUUACAGGAACUGGUCCGCUUCCAGGAGCGGGUUUACCAGAAGGAUCCCAGCAAGGCCAAAUCCAAACGUCGACUGGUGAUGGGUCUCAGAGAAGUCACCAAGCACAUGAAGCUGCACAAGAUAAAGUGCGUCAUCAUUUCUCCCAACUGUGAGAAGAUUCAGGCCAAAGGUGGUUUAGAUGAAGCUUUAUAUAAUGUGAUUGCCAUGGCGAGGGAGCAGGAGAUCCCGUUUGUGUUCGCCUUGGGCAGAAAAGCUCUUGGACGCUGCGUCAACAAGCUGGUGCCUGUUAGUGUUGUGGGUAUUUUCAACUAUUCUGGAGCUGAGGGUCUCUUCAACCAGUUAGUGUCUCUGACAGAAGAGGCGAGGAAGGCCUACAAGGAUAUGGUGUCAGCUCUGGAGCAGGAGCAGGCAGAGGAGGCCCUGAAAAAUGACAAGAAGGUCCCACACCACAUGGGCCAUUCCCGCAACCACUCUGCUGCUUCAGCCAUCUCCUUUUGCUCCAUUUUCUCUGAGCCCAUCUCAGAGGUCAAUGAAAAGGAGUAUGAGACCAAUUGGAGGAGUAUGAUGGAGUCUUCAGAUGCCCCGGAGACUGUAGAGACUGAGCCGAGUCGCCCGGCACCUCCUACAACCCAGAAAGACGGUGAGGCCCCGGCAACCGCAACCACCACCGUCCUGGCCAACUCCACUGCUCCUCCGCUCAGAAUGGGAGCUCCAACACAGGGUAGCGGUGACAGAGACGAGGUCAGAGUUGACGACCGGCUGGAGCUGGCCUCUCAACAGAGUACAGAGACGGGCUCGUUGGAUGGGAGCUGCAGAGGACCACUGAACUCCUCCAUCACUUCCACCACCUCCACCCUGGUCCCAGGAAUGUUGGAAGAAGCUGAGGAGGAGGACGAGGAGGAGGAGGACUACACCCCUGAACCCAUAUCUGUGGAGGUGCCUACCCUGAGUAGUCGCAUCGAAUCCUGGGUAUCUAAAACCCUUGAGAACCUGCAUUUGGGAAAAAGCCAGGAAAGUACAGAAGAGGAGGAGGAAGAGGAGGAGGAAGAAGAAGAAGAAGAGGAGGAAGAAGAAGAAGACAGAAAGCAGAGUGAGGAAGAGGAAGAGCUUGAAUCUGCAGAAAUCACAGAGACGAAAACGGAGGACAAAGAAGUUGAGGCUACGAAAGUCACUGGCUGAACUUACUCGUCCGUCUGCUCUUGCAUACAGCCAUUCCCUCUGUCUUCUCCUGCUCUCACAGCCCCGGGUCUCCUCCGUCUCUAACCCCUGACACCAGGCAUUAUCUCAGGUAUACAACCAUGUGACCGACACUCACACACUGCAGAUAAACUGACCAACUUGACACACACAGACCAAACAUCAUCUUACACAGUUUGAGGGAAUAUAACCAACAGCUCUCUCACAUGACACUACAGAGAAAAUGAUGCCCACUUUUUCAGCCCAUGACCUGCAACACUUGAAUCCAGAGGGAAGCUUUUGAUUUCCCUCCUCCUAAGCUGAACUCUUUGCGAGACGUUUACAGGAGCAAGUGAUGAGAGCCGCUGUCUGUAGCUCACAAAGGAGGGAGUCUUUCUUCAUUCAGAGCGCCGACGGUUUACAGCUCUGCUUGUAUUUGUGUACUUCUGUGUGUUUUUGUUUUACAGGCACAUGCUUUGCAUUUAUUUUGCUGUUAAUCAAUUUUAGCUUUGUAAAUAUGUAUUGAUUUUCAUCUUGUUGCUCCACGGGACAGUGAGAGAUGUGUAUUUCUUAUAACUGCUAGCUUUCAUUAAGUGUCAGGGGUUCUGUUUUUGUACCAAAACCACUCCUGCCCACAUCAAUCUUCAGAGAGUGUUUUUUUUUUUUUUUUUAAUAUCCAAAUGAGUGUCUCAUUCUGUAUUUAGAUGAUUCAGAUAACUUAACUUCUAAGAAGAAAAACAAACUUUCUGAGUAUAACCUUGUGUAGGUGGUUCUAUAACAUUUUCUGGUUUGUCAUAUUGAUCUUGACUUGUGUAAAACUAUUUGAGGAUGUUUUUCCCCUGAAUGGAUUUGUCUGCAGCUUCAGAUGUCGUCUGUGCUUCAUAAGGAAAACGUGUUCAUUUGUUCUCUCCAGUGUUUGUUCUCCAGUGGUAUGGGGGUCUCACUUUCUCUCCAAGCAUCUUUUCUGUCAUUCACACCGGGAUGUUUUUUCAUUGAGAAAUACAUUUUGCAAGUGAUUUGGUGAACAAGUAGAUACAAAACUUAGGGACAAGUUCCAUGUGUGUCGUUUACAGCAUUAAAAUAAAGAUGCUAGAGAAUAGGUGUUUACUAGUAUUAAUCCUAUUUAACAAAGCCCCAAAAAUGAGUUGUGGUUAUUUGUAACGGGUAAAAAUCAUUGUCGAGCUCUUCUGAAUUUUUGUAAGCAGAAUAUUUUCCAUAAAGGCAUCCAGUGAAGUGAAGCCCCCGCAGCUGCGACGUUCCCCACCGUACUGUCACACGUCAGUACAUACUUUUGUAAAUACCAGUGUACAAACAGAUUUUGAUCUUGCAUUGUAUUAAAUACCACCAUUCUGUUGUUGGAGACAUCUAAUAGUUUUAGCAGUUUAACAGUUGUAAUCCUCUUUGAUAGUGAAUCAUGCAGGGAUUCCAGCCUGUCAGUAGUGAUGCAGUAGGUCGAUGCCGUAUGUCGGGCCGGAUGCAAUGUGAAGCCCAGAGGUGGGAGACGUGUCUGUUUGUCUGAAGAUCACACUUCAAGUUAACAAAAGUAUUUCUGGUUUGAUUAAAGGUACGCUGUGUGUUCUUUUUGUUGCUAUGACUUUCAUGCAGCUGUUUGAAGUAUGUUUAUUGACAGCGUGUGUGUGUGUGUGUGUGUGUUGAUUUUUUUUUUUUUUUUGCACUAUGUAAAUACAGGUCUGGUAAAAAAAUCUUGUUACUAAUGUGAACAACAGAAGAGAGGAAAAAUAACGGUUCAAUGAAGUACAUUUGUUCUUUGUCUUUAUAUGGAUAUUUAAAGUGUCUCCCUCUGACUGUACUUCACUAGUAACAUUGGUCGAGGCUGUUUCUCAUAAUCAUGUUAUCACUCCUAACCUAUAUGGACUGAUAAUUAACAUCAUUAAAAUAUUGUUUAAAUAAGUCAUUUGGAGUGAAGCCUUGUUCAUUUCCUUCCACAUGAACGCAGUUUGCAGCAAGAGAUUAAAUGGAUCAUCAGGAAAUGUAUAUGCAAAUAUCUUAAU